Molecule: messenger RNA, 6043 nt
Organism: Phyllotreta striolata
Lineage: Eukaryota; Metazoa; Arthropoda; Insecta; Coleoptera; Chrysomelidae
Source: the annotation of a GenBank genome assembly
GGACCGCCGUCUCGCGAACGCCGCUCGAACGGUCCCCUACGCGGUUCGGUGUGCGCUGCUUUUGCCGAUGUAAUGCUCGCGAUCGGUGCUGGAGGUGCGGGCCCGAGCCUCGGAUAUGGAAAUCGCGGAUUUCGUGCCUAAAAACUAGUGAAUUCCUGGGAUGCAUGUCAUUUGAUGUCAGAAAUGUUACACAAGAGGGAAUCGCCGGCUCAUUUGGACUUCUACCUCAGUCUGCGGGUCGUUCGACGAACGCGCCGAUAACACGACAUCCGCAGGAGACGCGACCGACGGGCCGCAAACGGGCGAAAAUGUGCGAAAGCCAGUCCAGCAUCGACGAGCUGAUCAGCCUCGACGAGCUCGACGGCGACCUCAAAAGGACCACCUCCAAAACGGUGCUCAACGAACAGCAGAAAUACGCCGAUGAAAAUCUAUUCCUAAGGUAUCUGGAAUUGGACCCGGUGGACGGUCCGGACGCCUCGUCGGCGGCCACGCAGCGGAAGGCGACCGGCAACAAGAACGGCAGGACGCCGUUCACGUGCACGAAGCGGCUGAGCAAGCCGCCCAAAUCGGGGUUCGGCUUCUCGGUGGUAUGGACGCACCCGCCGAGGAUAGAGCGCGUGGAGAAGGGCCUGCCGGCCGACAAGGCCGGCAUCCUGCCCGGCGACUAUCUCAUCUUCGUCGACAAACACAACGUGGUCAUGAUGCCCGAGAUCGACAUCUUGAAUCUCAUCAGGUCGUACGGGAGUCAAUUAACGUUGGAGAUAUUCCGGAGGAACCCGUCGCGCAACGGCUCGGUGCCGAGCGUGAAGAGGCUGAGCGCCCCGUUGGCGGCGUCGAUGAGCCUGGGCGGCGCGGCGGCGUUGCCGGCGACGGCGUGCCCGAACUCGGCGCCGCAGCGUCGGCCGUCGACGGUGUGCUCGACGAACACGGCGUCGGGGGAGUACAACCGGAGGAAGCUGCACCUGCCGCAGGUCACGUUCAGCGCGGAGAAACAGGCCAACAACCCCGAAGAAAACAGAAGAAAGGCCAUAUACCAACUGAUCAGCAAAGAACAACAAUACGCCACCGGUUUACAAUUCGCCAUUACAAGAUUCGUUUCCUCCUUAGCCGAGAGAAAAGAUCUAAUUACACCGGCAGAACACCGAAUGUUGUUCCAAAAUAGCGAAGAGCUCCUCCGGAUAACCGAAGACAUCCUGGACCAGCUGGUGCAAGACGACGGGGAACCCCAGGUCCACAUGCUGGCCAAAACGUACUUUUCCAAGCUGCAAGAGAUCACCACGGCGUACAAGAGGUACUGCUCCGGCAUCAAGAAGGCCGAUUGCAUACUGGCCAACAAGACCAAAAGCUGCAAUUCGGAGUUCUGCAGAUUCCUGCAAGCGCCGCAGAUACCCCGACGGAGGCCGGACAUCACCACCUUCAUCCACAAACCCCUGGAGCACUACAGGGAAAUUCUGAAGCUGCUUACAACGAUACAAAGCUUCACCAAACCCAAUCAUGAUGACCUUCCUGUGAUAAACCAAGUAGUACACGACUUACAGUUAACUUAUAGAGAAAUUACUUCCGAGGCGGGACUGAUGGAGCCACUGGGAGAGGGUAGACCCUUGCUGACAGUACAAGAUUUAGAAAAUAGGAUAGUUUUUACCAAAUGCAAACCCUUCGUGCUGAACAAGCCCGGACGGCAAUGGAUCUUCGGCGGCGAUUUGACCCGGAUCGAAGGCAGGAACGUCCGGCAAUACUGGACGUUGCUCUUCAGCGAUCUGCUGUUGUUCGCCAAAGCCUCCAGGGAUCGAGUGUUGUUCGUCAUGGAGGACCCGAUACCACUCAAUCACAUUACCGAUAUGUUCUUCAACGUGAGGAAAAAAGACACGGAAUUUCGGAUCAACGUCAGCCCGGAAGGUAGGACGGCGACCAGUCCGACGGUCCAUUGCGGACCGGAUCUGUCGAGGACGCCCAAGAGGAGCGCUUCGAAAAAGACUGUGAUCUUGAGGGCGCCCACGGCCGAGCUGAAGGCCGUUUGGCAGAACCUGUUGCAGAGACAAAUCUUUCAAUUGACCGCAGGCAUGGACGGCAGCUCCGUCAGUUCGCCAUUAGAAUCGCCGGAGGUGCCGCUCACCACGUCGGUGGUGACGCUGCAAUCGGCCGAAUCGCUGUCGAUGCGUCGCCAGCCGACGCCGCCCCUCGACCGGAUCGAGCGCCGCGAGCGCGACCUCCAGCAGCAGAUCGACGCCCUCAUCGAGCUCAAGUGCACCGAGCUGAGCAAAAGCGCGACCAACGCCAAGUGCAACGCGCUCCACCUCGAGCACUGGAUGAAGGGCCAGCUGCGCGCCGGCCAUCCGCCGGCCACGCCCGACGACGAGCCGGACCCCGUCGAGGAGUGGACGCCGGAGAUGCUGCGCAAGCGCUCCGAGGAGCUGCGGCUCGUCGACGCCGACGGCAACGUCCGCGGCGCCGAGCCGAAGGACGCCCGGCGGCGGGACAGCGGCGGGUGCGAGGAGACGGCGUCCGAUCUGGAGCGCAGCCCGUCGAAGAGCACCACCACCGAGAGCCAGAUUACCGUGAGGUCGAGUCCUUUGAUGCCGGAGACGGUGUCGGUUUGUCGCAAAUGCCACAAGACUUGCUUGAGCAACAACGGUACCAUAAACGGCAGCAGCAGGAACUUAAACGGUUGCUCGACGAAGCUCAACAAAGACAAAAACGAUAACGAAGAGGACGAUUGGCAAGCGUUUAUGUUAGUAGCGAAUCCUGCUACGAAAUUGGUACAAAUCGACCCAUUCUCGGUACCGUCGCUUCCUAAAAUCUCAGUGGUGCCCGCCACGCCGGACAGUUCCAUCUCCAAAACCAACUCGGACACCAAAAUCGAAUCCGCUCACCUCCACAACAACAACGAGGCGGAACGAACGCCGGACGACUCCCCCGAAUCCGAAGAGCACCCCUACCAUUCGCUCAGCAGCUCGAUGGCGACGCUGCGGCGCUUCGGCACCGUCUCCAGCCUGGAGCGGCUCGCCUCCGACGACUGCGAGAACAACGAGGAGGACGAGGAGGAGGAGGAGGAUUGCAACGGCAUCGACAACGAGGCCUUCAACCACUCGGUGAUCAGGCACUGGACCCUGAAGGCGGGCUCGUUCGUCGCGGAGAAGAUGGCCUUCUUCGAGGACUACAGGAGCGUGGGGUUCUUCGACAGGUACCUCAGAUCGUCGGAUAAUCCCGUCAACGGGGAGGAGAUGCAGGAGGAGGAGACCAGCGGUGGCACCUCCGGUGAGGAUAUUUGGGGGACUCCCACCAGCGGCGGGGAGAUCGACGAUAAUCUGUAUUCGCCCGGUUACGAAGACAGGCAUUCGUCGAACGGUGGAUCGCUGUCGUCCGAUUACGGCGAUGAGACGGAGAUCAUGAUGGACGAGCUGCUGAUGACGCCGCCCAUCAGCGGGGCCGUGAUGCGGGGCCUCCUGCCCAGGAGGACCCUGGAGCCUUUGAUCGAGGAGGAAUGCUCGGAGACCUCCACCACGUCCUCGAUAGAGUCCAGCAGCGAGCCUUCGGCGUCUCCAGAACAGGGCAACGAAAUUGGAAGUGCUGCUGACACAUGUUCGGCUGUUGCGGCAAAUCGAAGGGCGGACGACGCCGGUCGGGCUACGCCGUCGUCUGCCGUCUCGACGCCGACGACGGAGGUCCCUUCGGCGGCGAUCCACCGUUCGGAGAGCUACAGGCGUAUCGUCGAGGCCGCCGAAAACGAAGGCAACGAAGAGCGAAGCGUAUUUUUCUUCAGUCGCUUCCGGCCGGCCAUCAAGUUCGUCAACAUCGAGCGGGUGCCCAAGGCCAAGAGCAGCAAAAUUUUUGAGUUUUUUAAUAUGCGUAAACCAGAGAGAAGAAUCUACGAAACCUACCCAGAAGGUGGUCAUCUGAUGAGGAUGUUCGAUAACGAGGAUUCCCAGUCGGAGGACUCUCCGUGCAAGUGCUCGCCCAAACAACUGUCGCCUAGAAUGGAUAAAGAUAAACAGCUGGAUAGGAGAUUUUGGAAGCAGCUGAGUAAAAGACGAGGCAGCAAAGGAAACGUCCCGGCCUAAAGCGGUUGUUUUACGCAGGAAAAUGCUCAAGGAAACCGUAAAAAAAUUCCGAGGAAACGUUACGAAUCGGUUUUUACGAACGUGCAAAGUCAAUUUUAAAUUACAAAGUGGCAAAAUCCACAACCAUUAUGUAGGUACGUGUAAAUGUGCGAUAAUAAACAUGUAGGUAUAUUUAUUUUUAACGGAAUUCUAACCUUUCGAUUUUUAGAAAUCCAUCUUAGUGGUUUUGGUUUUUGUUACUGUUUUAAAUAAAUGACAAAUUUGUCACUAUUUAUUAACAAAAAAAAAUUAGGUGUUUAAAAUUUGUAGGUAAGGGUUUUGAGAAUUGAAUAUCUCGGUCAUUUAACGUCAAUUAAAAUCAUAAACAAUUCCUAUUUUUUACGUACACUCAAAUAUACAGGGCGAUCAAGAUACUUCCUUAAUUAAUGUCUACUCUACACAGCAGUAAAAACAGAGUUACAUUUUAAACUACAGGGUGAUCCAUUAUUGUGUAAAGAUAUUUUUGUUUUAUUCGAUAAUCUUUGAUCCGUAUUUAAUCACCUUGCAGAUAUUCUUGUCUCAAAAACCUCUUGUGAUAGAGGUAGAACGAGUCAUUUGUUAAACAUAGCACGGCAAAAACAAUACAAGUAAGCAGUUUGGAAAUUGCGAAUCGAGUGGAAAAUUUGUCAUCAGAAGGUUUGAAAUAACGUCGAAACGAAUCAAAAACUCGCUGUGAAAUCCGGUUAUUUCAUUCCCUCAAAAUUUCGCUAUUUUUAAAAAAAACAUUCCUAAUGCCUUGUAAGCUUAUUUUCGGCUCUAAUAAUAUAGUGAGAUCUUUUUAUUAAGCUUUAAAUAAUUGUUAUCGUCCACUUUUUAUAAAGUAAUUUAUUAGAUAGCCAUUACUGAAAGGAAUAUUCUCUCUAUAAGUGACUUUUAGGCGUAAAAAAAUACAAAAAAAAAUGUAUUAUUAUAGUUACUAACAAAAUGAUAAAAUCCGUCACACGUGUCAAUGUGAUAUAACAAACAUUUUUGUAUCCCUACGUUAAAAAUAAAAGAAUGAAGUAAUAUAUGUUAUAUUAUUUCACCACACAAAAAAAAGUAAAACCAAAAGUAAUCAAAAAGUAAUUUUAUAAAUCAGAUAUACAGAAAAAAAUUUAAAUAAUCACAAAAAAAAAUAAAUAAAUAAAAAAUGUAGAUAUAUAUGGGCAAAAGUUAAGAAGACUCCUCCGCCUUGGGCGUAAUCUCGACGCCAUCGCUCGCCCCUUUACCCUGCUUCUUGGCGUGCUGCUUCCUAAUGUAAUUGACCAACUUGCUGCCGAAGUUCCACUUCUUCUUCUUGAAGUCCGCCGUCACUUUGAGCGUGCGAUAGCACUCCAUCAGCGACUUCCCCGACGAGCCGGCCAGCGGGAACGUCAUCGUCUUCUUGGCGUCCUCGGCGCGCUCCUUCGUCGCCGACAAGGCCACCUCGUCCAGCGAAUCGUUCUCGCCGCCGGUCGACGACAGCGCCACCGUGGAGGCGGCGUGCGGCAGCGGCGCCGGCUCCUCCGGCCCGCCGGCCUUGAACGGCGGCUCGUUGCAGUCGAGGUCCACCACGCGCAGGAUCUUCUCCGACUUGCAGUCGCGCGCGUCGUCCUUGUGCUCGUUGAACACCAGCUUGGCCCAGAGGUGCUUCGAGUUCUUCACCAGAUCGGUGAGGCGGCUCUUCUUCUCGACGGGCGGGUGGCCGUAGACGGGCGCGGCGCCCACCUGCCGCUUGUCGCCGUCGAGGUGGUCGCCGACGCCGAAGGCGGGCGCGCCGUCGCCGGGCCGCUCCUCGCCUAUGGCGAGCUCCUGGAACUUGUUGGACAGGUUGUCGAGGAUGUCGCCGACGGUCUUCGAGGAUUUCGCCUCGAGCUCGUCCACCGCGUCCAUGGCAUUUUCGAUGAUCUCCGUGACCAGCUCGGAGGCGAUGACGUUGGCGAAGCUCUCCUCGCUUUUGCAAUUUUUCUCUAGCUUUUCGCAGUCGC